AUGAUUACAUUUGUCUUCUCCUCUCGUCUGCGUACAUGUUCUGUCGGUUCGUCGUCACCUAGUGACUCACUUCACCCCUUCUGCUGCCUUCCCAGCCUAAUUUCAGCCUAUCGUUUUGACAACCACACAUCUGGACCCGCGUCAAAGCGUGCUUCUCUUGCCCACCACAACACUCAUUCUGGCAUGCUAGCGGCCCAACAACCAACUAUGGAGAGUGUGCUCGCCGGGCGGCCUCACAGCACGUGA
This is a messenger RNA of Protopolystoma xenopodis, 246 nucleotides long. The record is from the annotation of a GenBank genome assembly. NCBI's taxonomy places the organism in Eukaryota, Metazoa, Platyhelminthes, Monogenea, Polystomatidea, Polystomatidae.